Acyrthosiphon pisum (pea aphid) is the source of this 1686-nucleotide messenger RNA. RefSeq lists its product as uncharacterized. The coding region runs from base 205 to 1671 and encodes 488 amino acids. The transcript is spliced from 12 exons. The record is from RefSeq and is a predicted model, not a curated record. NCBI's taxonomy places the organism in Eukaryota, Metazoa, Arthropoda, Insecta, Hemiptera, Aphididae.
UACCUAGUGUACCUAGUGUUCACUGAGCCAGUUUUUGGCUUUUUGCAAAUUUACUAUAAUAUCUAUUAUCUACCAGUAUUUUUGUUCCAGUCAUUACAAAAUUAAUUUUUUUUGUAUAAUUUAUAAAUUAAAUUAAAUAGUUGCACCCUCAGCUAAACAACAUUUCUACUGGCUUCAUUUUAUUCAAACGUUAAAAGUUGUACCAUGUGGCUCGUAGUUAAUUUUAUAUUGGACGACACGGUGGAAGUGGUUCCUCAAAAAUGGUUAAAUAUUAAAAAAGGUAUUUGUGGAUGGCCAAAAUUUACUAAAAAAAUAGAUGUCGAAAGAGCAGUAAGAAAUAAGACAAAAGCAAAUAAAAAGGAAUUUAACUUUUUUGAGGCUCGUGCUAUGUCCAGUCUAAUUGACAGUUAUACAAAAGCUAUAAAAAAAUGUAACAUAGCAAAAUUAAGAUCUGACCUUUCAUCGUGCGCUGAAGAAACUAAAUUUAAAAAGAAAAAAAGAAAUCAACGAAAAGCAUCAGUUUUGAGUUCAAAUUCUGAUGGAGAAAUGUCCGAUACAUCACUUAAAUCUGAUAGUUUACCAUUAUGUUCAACAGAUGAUGAACUUGAAAUUAGAAAAUCUAUUCAAGGAUCUUCUAAGGGCAGUAAAUAUGAAGAUAUUAUGACUGAGAAAAAUCUCUCAAUUUAUAAAAAACCGAAUAAUGGAUGGUCCCCCUUAAAAAGUUCUGCUGACUCUUCAUUUGUAACACCUACAACUGUUCAUAGUUUAAUAAAUGAUGACAUUAUACUAAAUACUACUAGCUCUAAAACAAAUUCAUGUGAAAUAAUAGACAGCAUUUGUCAUGCACCUGAUAAAACUCCUGAGACUAGAACAAUAACGACAUUAUCUUCUCAAAAUAGUAUUCAUAAAGACCACUCACCUAAUUUAUCAGCUGGAGCCAACAGAAGAUUAAUAUUUUCGGAUUUGGAUAGUUCUCAAACUAUUGUUAUGAAUAAGAGCCCAAUUAUGUCUUCAAAACCUUCAUUUGCUGAAAAUAAAUCCUUGCCUAAAACAUUGAGUGAUGAUUCAACUACUUCAAAUUCAAAAAAAUUUAAACAUGAUGAUAAUGAUGCUUUCAAGAAAUCAGUUCUCCAUCAAUUGUUAACAAUUAAAUUUGAAAUACGUUCUAUGGAUGAAAAACUAAAUUUUAUAUUAAAAUUAGUUGACGAUGACAAAAAAAAUUCUUCCGCAAGUGAAAAAAAUGCAGAUUUAACCAAUUUUGAUGUUGAUUUCCCAAUCAAAUCAUUUGAUGAGUUGGAUGAUAUUGAAAAUAAAAUAUCAAACGACAACACAUAUCGUUUGCAUUUGGUUCAAUAUAUUUCUUCUGUGGGAGGACUGACAGUUAAAAUAAUGGUCAAACGUAUAAUGGCCUUAUUAUUCAUUCCAGAUUUGCUUACUAAAUUUUCCUACAAUGGUCGCUGUAAUAAAAAAAGAAGUUUUCAUGCAUUAGUGAUAACAAAAAUUAUUUUUGAAUCUGUGCUCAAGAUAAAAAAGUUUUCUGCUUCAGACACUUCCAGAAAUGAAAUUGAGCAAGUGCUUAAAUAUAUUUUAAUACAAACUCCCUUCAAAUUAAAAAAACAAGAUCCAAACAAGGAAAGCCCUGCAGAUAAUCAGAUGAUUGAUAAAAAUUAAAUUUUUAAAUUGUAU